AGCUUGGCUUGUCUCGCCUACUGUUCUGACUUCUGAUUGGCCAGAUGGAGUUCACUAACUGCCCUGAUUGGUCCAUCAUCCUGGAGCAGUGACAUUGCAGAAUAUUUUCUCCUCCUCCAGCCACACUUCAUCACCAACUGCUGCCAACUCGCCACCACUGCUGCCGACCUCGACACCACUGCUUUGUCUCUGAAAUAAGCCCCGAAUGGAGAAAUGCAACACCUAAUUCCAGGUGAGACUGCUCCCAGUGCCAUGAACGGAGACGACGCCUUUGCAAGCAGACCCAGGGAUGAUGCUCAAAUAUCAGAUAAGUUACGAAAGGCCUUCGAUGAUAUUGCCAAAUACUUCUCUAAGAACGAGUGGGAAAAGAUGAAAUCCUCGGAGAAAAUCAUCUGUGUGUAUAUGAAGCUAAACUAUGAGGCCAUGACUAAACUAGGUUUCAGGGUCACCCUCCCACCUUUCAUGUGUAGUAAACGGGCUGCAGACUUCCAAGGGAAUGAUUUUUAUAAUGAUCAAAACCGCAGGAAUCAGGUUGAACGUCCUCAGACGACUUUCGGCAGGCUCCAGAGAAUCUUCCCGAAGAUCAUGCCCCAGAACCCAGCAGAGGAAGGAAGUGAUUCGAAGGGAGUGUCAGAAGCAUCUGCCCCACAGAACCAUGGGAAACAGCUGUGCCCCCCGGGAAAUCCAAGUACCUCUCAGAAGAUUCACGAGACAUCUGGAGCCAAAAGGGGGGAACAUGCCUGGACCCACAGACUGCGUGAGAGAAAGCAGCUGGUGAUUUAUGAAGAGAUCAGCGACCCUGAGGAAGAUGACGAGUAACUCCGUGAGUGAACCUUCGGCUCACCCCCCACAUCCCUGCAGAUGUGCUAUUCUGUUAUGCCUCAGGGACAUGACACAUGCCCAUGAUGAGAAGCAGAAUGUGGUGACCUUUCACGAACAUGGGCAUGGCUGCGGACCCCUCGUCAUCAGGUGUACAGCAAGUGAAAGCAAGUGUUCACAACAGUGAAAAGUUGGGCGUCAUUUUUCUUAGUGUGACAAGAGUUCGAUGUUGGCGUUUCCGUUGUAUUUUCUUACAGUGUGCCAUUCUGUUAGAUAUUAGCGUUUUCACUGAUGAGCAAGACAUGCUUAAAGCAUAUUUCGGUUUGUGUAUCCAUGCACCUACCUCAGAAAACAAGUAUAGUCAGGUAUUCUCUCCAUAGAACAGCACUACCCUCCUCUCUCCCCAGAUGUGACUGCUGAGGGGAGGUCUGAGUGUUUAAUUUCCGAUUUUUUCCUCUGCAUUUACACACACACCACACACGCGCACACACACACCAAGUACCAGUAUAAGCAUCUCCCAUCUGCUUUUCUCCAUUGCCACGCGUCCUGGUCAAGCCUCCCUCACUCUGUUUCCUGUUCAGCAUGUACCGCCCUCAUCCGAUUCCCCUCUGUCAGUCACUGACAGUUAAUAAACCUUUGCAAAUGUU
This is a messenger RNA of Symphalangus syndactylus (siamang), 1466 nucleotides long. RefSeq names its product protein SSX4-like. The record is from RefSeq and is a predicted model, not a curated record. Gene Ontology annotation, biological process: regulation of DNA-templated transcription. Gene Ontology annotation, cellular component: nucleus. Lineage: Eukaryota; Metazoa; Chordata; Mammalia; Primates; Hylobatidae.